AUGUGGCUAAAGAAUGCCCAGCAGAAGAUGGUGCUGAGUCAGAUCCCUGGACAACCUCUUCAGACCCCUGGGAUGGAGCAGGCAGUGAUGCUAGUGAUCCGUGGGCUGAGGGACUGGGAGACUGUGAUGACCCCUGGGCAGACUCACAGAUGCACCUUCCCUGCCUGUGUUGGGCGUGGGUUGGUACUUGACAGCCUGCAGCGUUUGUGUACAGAUUUCUGGCACCUUACAGAGGAUCAGCGGCUGCAGCUUUUGCUUUCAACAUAUGGCUGCGACCGUGCCUCAGUCACGCAGACCAACUACAUGAUCGGUGACCAACAAGUCUGCUUUGCCAAUUUUUGCUCCAAGCUUGGCUGUUCCCAGACCGCCAUACGGAAGUAUAUCAAAGGCCAACCAGAUAUGAGAAAAUCCAAGUUCAAUGGCACACAUGUGGGCGGCCAGUCCAGAGAAUGCCAUGCCGCUGUGAAGUGUGACCACUUCUUUCGUGAGCUGCGCCAGUCAGUUGCAGAGGCCAUGCCAGAGGAUGAUGAAGCUGUCAUGGACGAUCCCUGGGACCAGGACAACCUGUACCAGCACAUGUCACCACCAGUCACUGUCUCCUGCCUGGCCAAUGCAGGUGGCCUCCAGCGGAGAUACAUUCAGAAGUGCAAGAUUUCAGACCUGUACUGGCAGUUCCAGGCGGAGUGGGCCACUUUAUCUGAGGCCCAUGAGCAAUUUGGAAGAGACAUUCCAAGCUAUGAUACCUUUCGGCGACGGUGGAACUCGCACUGGUGUGGUAUGCUGCACAUGCGGGAGAAGAGUCAGCAUAAGCAGUGCCAGAUUUGUUUUGAUUUGCAGCUGUGUUUGCACAGUCCUACAGUCCCACUGUCCACCAAGAUGGAAGCAGCAAAAACCUUGCGACGGCAUCAGGCUGAGCAGUAUGAGGACAGGAUGUUAUACUGGUCACUGCGCUUUGCUUCCCAGGCCCAAAGUCAUGGAAUGUCUGAAGAUCCCCUGCCAGCUUGUGGCUCCAGCUCAGUCCUCACAAUCAUUAUUGAUGAUAUGGACCAUAGCAAGUUUGCUUGGCCAAAGUUUCCAUUCCGGAAAUCACCUGCAGAGAUGGAGAACCUCAUCCGGCCAACAGUCACCUUCACAGGCGCCAUAGCCCAUGGCUGGGGCACAUACUUAUAUAUGGCCAAUCCCAAUGUCAUGGGUGGUUCAGACUACUUUUGUGAAGUCCUCUGUCAGCGCCGUGUCUUUCCUGCACACUUGGUUGUCAUAGCAGACAACACAGUCAAGAGUGCCAAGAACCAGUUUGUGUUGCGAUUUCUUUCCUACCUGGUCGGCAAGAAGCUGUUCAAAUCUGCAGCACUGUUUCAUUUGAUGGAAGGGCACACUCAUGAGGAUAUUGAUCAGCUGUUUGCUGUGGUCUUUUCCAUCAUGAAGAAGAAACAAUCUUGGCAGACCCCCGAAGAGAUUUUGGAGCACAUCCGAACAGGCCUACAGUCCUGCAGUCAAAUUCUUCAGCGUGGCGAACUGGUGGCAAGACAUGUGACUGGUGUCCGGACUUGGCUUCAGCCCAUGAAAGUGGAACUGCACAAUGCCUUUAAGGCCCGGUCCCUCAACCAGACGCCAGGGCUGGCACGGGUGGAAGUCCCGCAUUGCUAUACUUUUGUUGCAGGUGAUUCCAUGCCAGCAAAGCACAGAGACCUCUUGCCUGAGGGUGUGAACCCUUUUGCAGUCUAUGUUUGUGUCAAGAUGUAUGUGCGAGAUUUGCUGUUGAGUCAGCCGCCGCUGCUGAUGUGCACGCCAGAGCGGCUGCAAAGAAUCUUGGCUGGCAGCCCGCCCAUGGUGCAUGCCAUGGUUCCUUUGACUGAUGCACAGAUCAAAACUUGGUCUCAGAUAGCAGACCUUUGUGCAGGGAAGUAUGGUCUUCCAAAUGCUGCUCAUGCCUUGAACGCCAUGAUGGUGGAAAGGCGAUACCACGUCAUUGAGCUCACAUUUUUGAUGCAGCCACCACGGCAUUUCAUUGCAGUCCCAGAUGGCAAUGCACAGCUGCCAUGUCUGCCAUCCACUUGCUGGAGGCUCAUGGCCCGGUUUAAGCGUUGA
Messenger RNA from Symbiodinium natans, 2088 nucleotides. The record is from the annotation of a GenBank genome assembly. NCBI's taxonomy places the organism in Eukaryota, Dinophyceae, Suessiales, Symbiodiniaceae.